This is a messenger RNA of Thermochaetoides thermophila DSM 1495, 870 nucleotides long. RefSeq lists its product as uncharacterized. Bases 1 to 870 code for a protein of 289 amino acids. The record is from RefSeq and is a predicted model, not a curated record. The transcript has a single exon. NCBI's taxonomy places the organism in Eukaryota, Fungi, Ascomycota, Sordariomycetes, Sordariales, Chaetomiaceae.
AUGCGUUGGUUUACCUUCGUUUCUUCGCUUCUUGCAGCGACUGGAGCCUAUGCCGCCAAAGGCACCAUCUGGGCGACGCCCCAUGAGAGCUACUCGUCAUCUGUCGGCGUCCUUGGCUGCAAAGUCGACACAAACCGCAUCGCUUACUGGCCCAACUCGGUCGACUGCAACAACAUAUGUGUUAAACUCAAGUACGAGGGCCGCGAGCUGACUCUCCUGCGCAUCGACCAGUCUGAGGGCGCCCACGAUAUCAGCUACUCGGCCUGGAACUAUCUCUACACCGGCUACUGGGCCACUGAAAAGCCAGCUGUCGGUGGCCCCUUGCCGAUGGAGUACGAGGAUGUGGACCCGUCCCAAUGCGCUGACAUUAUCAAGACCAAGGACCACAAGUUGCCGCUCAGCGCCUCCAACAGUAUGAACUUUCUGGCUAGCUGUCUCGCCACAGAUACCUGGGUUGGCAAGAACUACCAGCUCUAUAAUAUCCUUGACCCCAUCUGCUCCUGGGGCCACAAUGAGAAGUGCAACCUCGAUUGGCCUAACAACAACCAGGCCAGCUGCCCCCAUCAGCUGGGCACCCCGGCUGUCUUGACUGACACGCCGGUCUACAACGUCCAGUAUAUGACUGGCAAGCUGGUCCUUGCAUCUUCUGGGCAGGUUGUCGAUGGGACAGGUGCCCAGCCGGCGGACAGCGCAGCGUCGACUGUCACGCCCACCCUGCCACUGCCAUCUUUGACAUCUCUGCCGACGCCACUGACGGUUGUCGUGUCGCAUUUGAAGCAAAACAUGGGUGGGAGAUCCUCGCAGGGGAACAAGGUCGCAAUGAUGACGAUGGGCUUCUUUUCGUACUGGCUGCUUUAUGGGUUAUGGUAG